CGUUUGAAACCCACAUAGAGAAUUCCAGCGCUCGACGGCGAGGGUGUGGGAGCCACUGGCACGCAAAUUGGCCAGAGCCGCCCCUCCGGCCUGCCCUGCCGAGACCGUGCCCUCUGGACGGGCGGGCGGCUUCCCGGAGCCCGUCCCGCUGCCCGGCGGCCGCGGCAGGUGUCCGCUGGGGGCUGGGCCGGCGGGCUGCGGGCGCGGCGUCACCCUCGCCGCUCUCGCUUCGGGGCGGCAGAGCGGCUGCGGCCGGGGCCCUGGCGGAGUAGCCGGGAGAGCACAGCGGCACUUGGCGGCGGGGUCCGGGGGCCGUUGGCCCUCGGCCUGCGCGGAGCUCCCUGAAGGCCCGAGCUGGAGUCUGGCGGGCUCCUGCCCCCGCGGCGCCUAGCACGGUGCCGGGCCCUCACCCAGUCAUCGCAGGGCUCAGCGGGCGAGGAUGGGCUGAGCCCAGGCCCUGCAAGGUGUCACGGCGGUGUCGCAAGGGGGGAGUGCCAGAGACCCUGGGGAGAGCCAGCCCUCCCCUUCCAGCUGUUCCCAGAUGUCAUUCUGCCCGCCAAGGCGCCUGGUUCCUGAGCUACGGGGGAUUCCACGGUUACUAAGCUACUGGUUUUUGUUGACUUUUAAAUAUUUUCUUCUAAGGGAGAGGGGGAGGGGGGCAAGAGUCAGGAAAGAGCGAAAAACGCCAAAUCAAAACAAGCGCCCCCUCCCCAAAAGAAAGCUGUCUUCCACCCACCACUCCCGCACAAAUCGAAGGCCUCUGAACACCAUCGCCUUGCUGGGGCAGCAGCCAAGCAGGACUGACCCACUUCUGCCAGGACCCAUCCUCAUCUCCCUUUCUGGUGAAUGAGGGGUGGUGGCGGAUGGUCCCCUUGUCUUCGAGCCCUGGGUGGACAAAGGGGCUUCCGGAAAGAGAGGAGGAGGAUGGCCAGCGGGAAUGGGCUCUCUUCAUCCUCGGCCCUGGUGGCCAAGCGCCCCUCCGCCCUGGGCCCAUUCCCCAGAUACAUCUGGAUCCACCAGGACACACCCCAAGACAGCCUAGACAAGACUUGCCAUGAAAUCUGGAAGAGAGUUCAAGGCCUGCCGGAGGCCUUGCAGCCCAGGACCUCCACGGAGCAGCUCUCUGUCUCCAUGGCUGGGACUCUAAGAGACCACGGAUUCAGCUUCCAAGAAGAGGCCCUGGAGCUCUGCAGUGGCAAAGAUGAGAUCUCCCUGCUGGUGGAGCAGGAGUUCCUGAGCCUCACCAAAGAGCACCUCAUCCUGGUCAAGGAGAGCUCAGGGGAGCUGGAGGUGCCUAUUGGCCGCUCUCCCGAAGGGACCAAAAAGCUGGCUCCCUGCAUUCUUGCACCUCCCCUGGUGACAGGCAGUAGUGAGCGCCCCAGAGCCUCCUUCAGUGCUGGUGACAAGCUCCUGGAGCAGAAGGUGGCCAUGCCUAUUCUCGGCAGCCGGCAGGACUGCGAUUCUGCCAUGUCUACAGUCACGGGGAUCCUGCGUGCUGCCAAGGUCAAGAGGGCCAAGGGGUCAGAAGACAGGGGCCACAGCCUGGGGGCCUCCAACUUGGAGAUCAGCAAGCUCCUGGCCCAGUUCCCGCUGAAGUCCACGGAAGCAUCCAAGGCCCCUGACAACAGGAUGGUGCUGGAGGAGACAAGAGCCAUCAAGGACUUCCUGCAGAAUAGCAUGUUCAAUGGCCCUGGGCCCAAGGAGUCCACGGGGCUGGGCCCCUUCCUACUGCCGCCGCCCCUGCCGCCUCCUGCGGCCUCUGACAAGCUCUCUGAGCUCUCUGCUCAGAAGAGGCAGCUCCCAGUGUUUGCCAAGAUCUGCUCCAAGCCCGAGGCUGACCCCACCAUGGAGGGGCACAACGUGACGGAACGGAAUCCUGGCACCAAGGAGCCGACCAAGGGUCGAGAGAGCCUCUUCCUCAGCCAGUGGCCCCAGAGCCGGAAGGACACCUGCGGUGAGGAGGGUUGCAGUGACCCAGUGGGCACCAUGUCCAUGACCCUGCCGACCAAGAAGCCAGCAGGGCCGGCCGAGAAGAACCUGCUCUAUGAGUUCUUCGGGGCCACGAAGAAUCCAAGCGGGCAGCCGAAGCUUCGCAGCAAAGCAGAAGUGGAUGGGCCGGAGCUGAAAGUUAACCCACCUGUGACCGCUGCCGACAAGAAUAACUUCAAGUACACAGGGAACGUUUUCACCCCACGCUUUGCCACAGCCUUGACCUCAGCAACCCUGAACCAGCCACUCUGGCUCAACCUGAACUAUCCACCUCCGCCGGUGUUCCCGAAUCCCUCCAACUUCCCCCAGUAUCAGGGCGUGUACCCGCCACGGGCAGCAGCAAGGAUGCCCUAUCAGCAGCCCGUGCACCCCCCGAUGGGGUGCUACUCCCGGCAGGUGACGCCAUACAACCCACAGCAGAUGGGACAGCAGAUUUUCCGCUCUUCUUACACCCCACUGCUGAGCUACAUCCCCUUCGUCCAGCCCAACUAUCCGUACCCUCAGAGGACACCCCCGAAGAUGUCUGCCAAUCCCCGGGACCCUUCCCCCAUGGCAGGGGACGGGCCGCAGUACCUCUUCCCGCCAGCCUAUGGGUUUGGCUCGACGUCUGGUGGGCCUGUGAUGAACAGCCCCUAUUUUUCUUCCAGUGGGAACGGCAUAAAUUUUUAGAUCUCCUUCCCGUCUCCCCCCUCCUCCCUUAGCCCUCGGGUCAAGGCUAAGGGCUCUGGGAUUCUGGAUUCUGCAACCGCUUGGUAUGAAGUUUGGAAAGCCAAGGUUCUGACCAGGCCGACAGAAAACAGCAAGACCAGACCCAUCGACCGACCAGCACUUACACGCACAGCACAGACACCCCCCGCGUAUCCACGCUCGCUCUGCUCGUCCACACACGCACCUGUAUUUAGCUACACGAGUGAUUUUUGUUUUUGUUGUUGUUGGUAAAAUAGAAGUAAGACACUUAAAUGUAGAAAGUUUGUAUUUUGUGAUAAAAGUAUGAGCUGCUUGAAACAGA
Microcebus murinus (gray mouse lemur) is the source of this 2998-nucleotide messenger RNA. It is a transcript of the gene C2H1orf94, whose product is annotated as chromosome 2 C1orf94 homolog. Lineage: Eukaryota; Metazoa; Chordata; Mammalia; Primates; Cheirogaleidae. The record is from RefSeq and is a predicted model, not a curated record.